GAGUGGCCUGGACCGGUGGCCGGCCGAGCGUCGCUUACAAACUGGAGCGGCGCUCCUUCCCGACGAUCACUUGUUCACCUUCACGGCCACGGUGGGACCGAGACUGCGAGACGCGCACGGAGAGCGAAGGAGGCAAAGAUCAACUCCCUGCGGUUCUAACAUCAGCCUGGGUCCUACUCAGCGCAUUCAUUCCUCACUAAAAUCAUCGGACACUGGCCGACAAGAUGAGCAAGAAGAUGGAGGACGAGGCCGUGUUGGACCGCGGGGCGUCCCUCGUCAAGCACAUCUGCGACCAGGAGGAGGUGGAAGGUCACCACACCGUUUACAUUGGCGUGCGAGUCCCCAAGAGCUACCGCCGCCGCCGACACCACCGUCGGCGAACGCCCGGCAACAAGGACAAGAAGGAGCGGCCGUCGGAAAACGCCUCCGACAACGAGACCAACGACGAGGUCGGCAACAGCAUCCUCAAGCCCCUCAUCUCGCCGGCCGCCGAGAGGAUCCGUUUCAUCCUCGGGGAGGACGAUGACGGCCCGCCGCCUCCGCAGCUCUUCACCGAGCUGGAUGAACUGCUGUCGGUGGACGGCCAGGAGAUGGAGUGGAAGGAGACGGCCAGGUGGAUCAAGUUUGAAGAAAAGGUGGAGAAAGGCGGCGAGCGCUGGAGCAAACCUCACGUGGCCACCUUGUCCCUGCACAGCUUAUUUGAGCUGCGCACCUGCAUCGAGAAAGGCACCAUCAUGCUGGACAUGGAAGCGUCCACCUUACCUCAGGUGGUUGAACUGAUCACGGACAACCAGGUGGAGAGCGGCCAGCUGAAGGCUGAGCUGAAGGACAAGGUGAUGUACACGCUGCUCCGCAAGCAUCGGCACCAGACCAAGAAGUCCAACCUGCGCUCGCUGGCCGACAUCGGCAAGACGGUCUCCAGCGCAAGUAGGCUCUUUUCCAACCAGGAGAACGAUAGUCCCACCACCACCCACCGGAACCUGACCUCCAGCAGCCUCAAUGACAUCUCUGACAAGCCGGAGAAAGACCAGCUGCGGAACAAGUUCAUGAAGAAGUUGCCCAGAGACGCAGAGGCUUCUAACGUGCUGGUGGGCGAGGUGGACUUCCUGGACGCGCCCUUUGUGGCUUUUGUGCGUUUGCAGCAGGCCGUCAUGCUCGGCGCCCUGACGGAAGUUCCCGUUCCCACCAGAUUUUUAUUUGUACUGCUCGGGCCCAAAGGUAAAGCCAAGUCCUACCACGAGAUCGGACGAGCCAUCGCUACCCUCAUGUCGGACGAGGUGUUCCACGACAUCGCAUACAAGGCCAAGGACCGACAGGACCUGCUGGCCGGCAUCGACGAGUUCUUGGAUGAGGUGAUCGUGCUGCCUCCCGGCGAGUGGGAUCCCGCCAUCCGGAUUGAACCUCCCAAAACGCUGCCCUCCUCAGACAAAAGGAAAAACAUGUACGCGGGUGCAGAUGCUCAGAUGAACGGCGACGCGCCUCACGACGGCGGUCACGGAGACGGCGGGCACGCCGUGGGCGAGGAGCUGGAGAAAACGGGAAGGUUUUGCGGCGGCCUGUUGCUGGACAUCAAAAGAAAAGUACCUUUCUUGCUCAGCGACAUCACCGACGCCGUCCACAUCCAGGCCUUGUCUGCCAUCUUGUUCAUUUACCUGGGCACCGUCACCAACGCCAUCACUUUUGGCGGACUACUCGGCGACGCCACGGAGAACAUGCAGGGAGUUCUGGAGAGCUUUCUGGGCACGGCUAUUGCGGGCGGUGUCUUCUGCCUUCUGGCCGGCCAGCCGCUCACCAUCCUCAGCAGCACGGGACCUGUCCUCGUCUUCGAACGCCUCCUCUUCAAUUUCAGCAAGGACAACGAAUUCAACUACCUGGAGUUCCGCCUGUGGAUCGGCCUGUGGUCGGCGUUCCUGUGCCUGCUGCUGGUGGCCACGGACGCCAGCUACCUGGUCAAGUACUUCACGCGCUUCACAGAGGAAGGCUUCUCGGCCCUUAUCAGCUUCAUCUUCAUCUACGACGCCUUCAAGAAGAUGAUCAAGCUGGCGCACCACUACCCAAUCAACUCUGACUUCCGGGCGGAACAUGUCACGCAGUACGACUGCCUCUGCAUGGCGCCCACCGUCCUCGAAAACAACUCGGACUUCGUAGGCGACCCUUUAGAAGGCACAUCCAUCUGGUUCUGGAACAACACCGAUCUGCCCGUGAACGCCUCGUGGUCGUCUCUGAGUCGGAGCGACUGCCUGAAGUACAACGGCGAGCUGGUGGGCAAAGCGUGCGACUUUGUCCCCGACACCGCACUGAUGUCCAUCAUCCUCUUCUUCGGCACGUACACCUGCUCCAUGGCCCUGAAAAAGUUCAAGACCAGCCCCUUCUUCCCCACCACCGUCAGGAAACUCAUCAGCGACUUUGCCAUCAUCCUGACCAUCCUCAUCUUCUGCGGCGUGGACGCGAUGGUCGGCGUGGACACUCCUAAACUCAUCGUGCCAACUGAAUUUAAGCCGACGAGUCCCCUCCGAGGUUGGUUCGUGCCGCCGUUCGGGGGCAACCCCUGGUGGGUGUACCUGGCCUCAUCCGUGCCCGCCCUGCUGGUCACCAUCUUGAUCUUCAUGGACCAGCAGAUCACGGCGGUGAUCGUCAACAGGAAGGAGCACAAGCUCAAGAAAGGUGCGGGCUACCAUCUGGAUCUGUUCUGGGUGGCUGUGCUGAUGGUGGUGUGCUCCUUCAUGGGCCUGCCGUGGUACGUGGCGGCCACCGUCAUCUCCAUCGCUCACAUCGACAGCUUGAAGAUGGAAACGGAAACGUCGGCGCCCGGGGAACAGCCCAAGUUCUUGGGAGUCAGGGAGCAGAGGGUCACCGGCGUCGCUGUGUUCAUCCUUACCGGACUGUCGGUUUUCAUGGCUCCCAUUUUAAAGUUUAUCCCCAUGCCGGUCCUGUACGGCGUCUUCCUGUACAUGGGAGUGGCCUCUCUCAAUGGAGUUCAGUUCAUGGACCGUCUGAAGCUGCUGCUGAUGCCGGCCAAACACCAGCCCGACCUGAUUUACCUGCGGCACGUGCCGCUAAGGAAGGUACACUUGUUCACCUUCAUCCAGGCACUCUGCUUGGCCCUGCUUUGGAUCCUCAAGUCCACCGUGGCCGCCAUCAUUUUCCCCGUCAUGAUCUUGGCGCUGGUGGCCGUGAGGAAGGCCAUGGACUACAUGUUCUCUCAGCAUGACCUCAGCUUCCUCGAUGACGUCAUCCCCGAGAAGGACAAGAAGAAGAAGGAGGACGAGAAGAAGCAAAUCGGAGAAGACAGCGACGCCGAUGACUCCGACUAUCCUUACAAUGAGAAUGUUCCCAGCAUUAAAAUUCCCAUGGACAUGAUGGAGCAGGAACCGUUUUUAGGUGGUCAGCCCUCUGACAAAGAGAAGUCAGCUUCAUUUCUCGAGCGACACACGUCGUGCUGAGCAGCUUCGCUACUACCGGGCCAACUGCUUGUCCAGCCCCGAGAUGAGUCCGCUGAAGCCGGUGCCUCAGAUUAGAAUAGACAUGGACCCGGACGACGGCAACCCAUUCUACUGGUCGAGCCGAGGAUCCGAAACGUCUCUGUAGGCCCGCCAAGCCGCCACGCCCGGUAGUGGUGGUGGUGGCAUCCAGAUCUGAGACCCUCUCCACCUCCCCACCAUCUUCUUCUACUACAAAUCAGAACAUGUAAGCUAACUCUACUACUUCUUCUAUGCAACUGCAGCUCUGUCUUUCCCUCCCAGGAAUCGCUUAUAUAUUAUAACAUUUUCCUGUAGCAGGAAAUGUACAUUUUUAUAGUCUACCUCUUGUUUCAGACGAACAAGUGUGGAUUGAUCGUGGGGGAUUUGCUGAAAAGGUGUGCUUAUGUGAUUAAAUAGCUAUUAAUGGUCAAUUAACAACAGUUUUUGAUUUGUUUUUCGUUCUAAAUUAAAUCGAAACUGUUUUUUGGGGUGUGUGUGUGUGUUGGUAACUUUCGUACAUUGGAUUCUUCUCAGCUAUGGGCAAUUUCGCGUUGAAAAAAAUGUGAUGACCUUUCAAGUGGCUUAUAACGUCCAUUACAAAGUCAAUAACAAAUCAGAGUUGACAUUUUUAACUCAAAUAUUUUUCAUUUUCUUGAUUUUUGUUUAAGUACUUUUAAGAAUAGGAAUAUGUAAUACAGUUUUAAAUUAAGAAAAUCCCCUCAUAUAAUUCUGGGAAUAAUUUAGCUUUUAUGACAUUGUGCUAGUUAGCAUGAGGUCUGGAAACUGAAUCCAAAAUUCUCCCCAAAUAUCCCGGUAAAAGUAAAGAUAUCUGUCAAGCACUGAUUUCUUCGUUUCUUUUCUUUUCUUUUUUUGUUUCUUUUUUUUUGUUUCUUCUGUGUCUUCUGAGGAUUCUAGCAACGUAUUUGCUAAUUUGUGAUCAUAACAUUCCCAAAAUAAUCACAUAAAAAAAAUCUAAACAAAUAAUGAAACACUAUCUUUUUUUUUUACUGUAAUUUGAGAGGCACAUUGUAAGCGUGACUAUUUUAAAGCUUACUUUUAAUCAUGCAUGUUAGUCCAUCAGCCAAAGUAACAAUAUGAUUAUAUUUUAUAUUUAUAGUCCACGUGUGUUUUUGUUUGUUUGAUUGUUUGUUUGUUGUUAGCCAAAACAAAUACAAUAAAAAUCAACAAAUUUGAAUGGGCAUAAAUACAAGAACUCACAAGUUGUAUUUGGGGGGGCGGACUUUUCAUUAACUGUUUAUUUUUUGGUGACUUUUUAGAAUAUGUA
Syngnathus acus (greater pipefish) is the source of this 4746-nucleotide messenger RNA. It is a transcript of the gene slc4a4a, whose product is annotated as solute carrier family 4 member 4a. Bases 225 to 3443 code for a protein of 1072 amino acids. Gene Ontology annotation, molecular function: sodium:bicarbonate symporter activity; monoatomic anion transmembrane transporter activity; solute:inorganic anion antiporter activity. The transcript is spliced from 27 exons. The record is from RefSeq and is a predicted model, not a curated record. Gene Ontology annotation, biological process: transmembrane transport; regulation of intracellular pH; bicarbonate transport. NCBI's taxonomy places the organism in Eukaryota, Metazoa, Chordata, Actinopteri, Syngnathiformes, Syngnathidae. Gene Ontology annotation, cellular component: basolateral plasma membrane; plasma membrane.